AUGUCGGUUCAGACGAACGCUCAACCUGAGUCAACCGCCCUUGAACUCCGUGUCCGCCUGCCGCUGGCCCGCUUCGAGCUGGCGGUCCAGAUCGAGCUCACCAAGCCUUGCAGCGCGAUCUUCGGCCCCAGCGGCGCCGGCAAGUCGACGCUGUUGAGGACCCUCGCCGGCCUCGAACGCCGCGCCCGGGGCCGUAUCAGCCUGGGCGAGGAGUGCUGGCUGGAUAGCGAGCGCGGCAUCCAGCUACGGCCCGAGCAACGCCAGGUGGGCUACGUACCGCAGGAUGGCCUGCUCUUCCCACAUUGCGACGUUCGAGCCAAUUUACUGGCCGGCACACGGCGAGCUCGGCGCAACCUACCCGACCCCGCGGCGACCUUCGCUACGGUUUGCGACUUGCUCGAGCUGAGCACAUUGCUGGAUCGCCGCGUCGACCGCCUGUCGGGCGGCGAACGUCAGCGAGUGGCCUUGGGACGGGCGAUCUGCUCAGGUCCGCGGCUGCUGCUGCUCGACGAGCCGCUGGCGGCUCUCGACCUGCCGCUACGGCGCCGCGCCCUGCCUUUGUUGCGUCGUAUCCGCGAUCAGCUGCGCAUCCCGAUCGUGCUGGUUUCGCACGAUCCUGUGGAGGUGCAAGCCCUGUGCGACGAGGUUUUCGUGUUGGAUGCCGGACAGAUCUUGGCAAACGGUCCGGCGCAGCGGGUGCUGACCGAUCCCAGAGUCUUCCCGCUGGUCCGCGACGUCGGCUUCGAGAACGUCCUGCCCGCCACAUUGGUGGAAUCUGCUGCCGGCCAAGCGCGGCUGAGCCUCGGCGCUCGCGGUACCGGACCACGUCUUCUGACUACUAGCGCACACGGGCAAAAAGGCGAUUCGCUCUGGGUAGGAAUUGCGGCGCGCGAUGUUAUCUUGUCUACAGAAUGUCCCAAUAAUAUUUCCGCCCGCAAUGUGCUGCCAGCCAGGAUUCAAGCCGGGCAAGCCGCGGGAGAUCUGCACUUGGUCACUGUCGAGUUCGGCGACCAAGCACUGCAGCUCACCGUGGAGGUGACUCCAGGCACGGUGGAAGAGCUCGGACUCGUACCUGGCAAAGCAGUGUUCGUGAUCGUCAAAGCGGCGAGCUGCCGGCUCUAUGAGGCUCGAGGACGGACAUCGUAA
Messenger RNA from Nerophis lumbriciformis (worm pipefish), 1146 nucleotides. NCBI's taxonomy places the organism in Eukaryota, Metazoa, Chordata, Actinopteri, Syngnathiformes, Syngnathidae. The record is from RefSeq and is a predicted model, not a curated record.